Messenger RNA from Cajanus cajan (pigeon pea), 821 nucleotides. Its product is annotated as transcription factor SCREAM2. Gene Ontology annotation, molecular function: sequence-specific DNA binding; protein dimerization activity; DNA-binding transcription factor activity. The record is from RefSeq and is a predicted model, not a curated record. Lineage: Eukaryota; Viridiplantae; Streptophyta; Magnoliopsida; Fabales; Fabaceae. Gene Ontology annotation, cellular component: nucleus. Gene Ontology annotation, biological process: regulation of DNA-templated transcription.
UCUAAGCCACAAAUGGAAAAGGUAGGGCACAGAGACAACAAAAAGGGAGAGAAAAUCAAAAAUCAAAAUCGAAUUCAAAAUCUAGACAAAAGUGAUAAGAAGGUAGCAGAAGAAGCAUGGAUUCUAGGGAGAAAAGAAGAGCAGCACUGCAACACACGUUGCAACAACUUCGCGAUGUUACAAACUCCACUUCUCUGAACAAAGCCUCAAUUAUUGUAGAUGCCUCAAAAUACAUAGAGGAAUUGAAACAAAAGGUGGAGGGACUCAACUCAGAGUUGGGGAUCGCUGAAUCAUCAUCAUCAACAUCUCAAAUUGAUGAACUACCUAUGGUAAUAGUGAAAACCCUAAAAAAGGGUUUCCUCAUUAAUGUGGUUUUGGAAAAGAAUUGCCCCGGUAUGCUCGUCUCUAUACUCGAAGCCUUCGAAGAACUGGGCCUUGAUGUGCUUGAUGCUAGGGUUUCUUGUGAAGACAGUUUCCAGCUAGAAGCUGUUGGAAAAGAAAGUCACAAGAACGACAGUGUUGACGCGCAAGUGGUAAAGCAAGCAGUGUUGCGAGCAAUCAAGAACGCGAACUAAUUAAAGGAAGCACACGGAUUAGAACAAAAAAAAAAAAAGAAGAAGAAAAUUCAGAAGCGUUUUUGUCUUGUUUAAGAUUAAAAUUUGCACAUGAACUGAAAGAAAUUUGUGAUUGCAUGUUCUGCCAAAACCCCAUGAGGUACCUCUUCAAUGACCCUUACAUAUUGAUAUGGCUUAUCAACAUCGAUCUUCUUGGAUAGUGGGAAAUGAAUGAAUGGACAUGCAUCGUCCAAGUUGAUAUAUAUA